AUGCGGUCAGAAAACGGUUUUUUUUUUUUUCGCAGUAGUAAGGAUGUCUUUAUAAACUUAUUUACUUAUUUAUCUUUACAGGGGAAAUGCCUCGCUUUUAUGGGAGUGCCUAUGAAAAAUGGUGGACACAUUUUAUUCCCCGAAGAAGCAGUAUAUCUUAUAGAGCAUUGCAACGCCUAUGCCACAGACGGAGGUCGUCUGCUGACCCUUUACGACGGGUACCGUAUCCUCCAAGAGUGUAGUGUUUCAAUGCAUAAAUUUCGUGCCUAUUCGGCGCUUCGUCAAGGUGGAUUCGUAGUGCUGCGGCCAAAAAUUUUUCUGCAUUCCCUACCAAAAAUCCAAAGUGUGGAGAGGGAACCUCUAGAUAUCAGAAGUGUGAAGCCUAUGUAA
Messenger RNA from Angiostrongylus costaricensis, 390 nucleotides. Lineage: Eukaryota; Metazoa; Nematoda; Chromadorea; Rhabditida; Metastrongylidae. The record is from the annotation of a GenBank genome assembly.